AUGAGUCAUUCCAUUGAAAGCCUGUUCAAAAGUCCACAGAACAACUGCAAAGUGUUUCAGAAUGGCCACAUAAUUCUGAAUGAAUUCAAAAAUGAAAAUUUUGAAAAUGCCGUAAGAGAUUGGGUAAUGAGGAAUUGUUCAUCUUUCAAUCAAACUGCCAGCAAUCAAUCCACAUCGAGCACUGCUAACAACCAAUCAACAUUAACUACUGCUAACAACCAAUCAACAAAAGCCGAUGCAAUUAACAAUAACCAACCAAUGGAAAACCACUGUGCUUCAUCUCUGAAGCAGUCCUGUGACGAAUUAAGCACUAAUAACGAUUGCAGUAAUAAUAAGGACAACAGUGCUUGUAAUGAUUUUGAUCCCACCUCUCUGAACCAACCUGCCUUGAAACAGCUGAUCAGCCUGCUGGUCGAAUGUUUGCUACACGUCAAUAACAAUCUUAGUGGAUGCAAUUAUGACUACGACGAGAAAAAUGUUGUCGGUGUUAACUUGGAUGAAGUUGAUUCAAACUACGGAGAUGAUAACAACGAUGAUGGGGAAAAUAGAGAAUGUUGCGUCAAUCAAAAAAAUGAUAUCAACAUAAAAAAUUGUUGCUCUGUUGGCACAAACAAUGAUCAGAAUAUCAGCAAAGAUGUUCUUGUUUACGAUACCGAAAAUAAUGAUGCUAACCAAGAUGGCGGUGCUGAGGUUCUCAUAUGCAGGGAAUCAAAGUUUUUCAAAGAGCCAUGUUGUGAGAGCAAGGAUGGUUCGUGCUGUGGACUGCCUUGUGAUUGUGUCUUGUCCUGUGUACUCAGCUGUCAGAAACUUGAUUCCAAUUUAACGUUGAAGCACAUCCACAACUCCUACAAAGUCGUCUGUGAUUAUUUCAACACUCAUCAUGAUUCCAGACAAAAGUGUUCGAUACACGGUCCUUACGAUGCAGGCUGGUUGCACAACUGCCCACUUGAAGAAAUCAAAACAGAGAUUCUUGAUGGACUUUUAGUACUUAAAGAUAAUGAAGAAUUCCAUAAAAAAAAAACGCUUAAAUCCGGCCCUAAACCCGGCCACCAAAUCCGGCCGGAGCCGGAUUCAGCCGGAUUUGAAAAAAAGCCGGAUUUCGGCCGGGGCCGAACUUCGAUCAAAAAGUUCUUGACAGCCAGAAGUGCCAAAGAUUGUUCUAUCAUAGUGUCCUUAUCAUCUUCAAAAUCCAAAAAACAUUUGGUGAAAUCGUGCGAUAACAUAUUCAUCCUCGGAGACAGCAAAGAAAUCAUAGCCAACGUGUCAAUAAUCGAUCUGGACAUGAAGGACUUUCACAAAAUUCCAAGCUAUUUGGAAGAGGAUCAAACAAUCGUCAACUGCUAUGAAUCCCAACAAUGUUUCUAAACUCCUGCUGCUGUCCUUUUAUGUUAUGCGCAUUUACAAAUUUAUUAUCAAACAUUUUAAUAUAUUCACGUUUAUUACGGUAAUAUUGAAACAAUAUUAUUUUUGUAAUAUUGAUAAGAUAUUAGCCCUAAAGUAGAACUAUUUUCAUGUGAUUUUUAUAACAUCCCCACCCGUGGAAAUUGCCGUGAAUUUAACAAACGUAUUCAUUUCUUUACUAUUUAUCAUUCCUUUUUGUGAAAUUAAUUUUAUUGUAACCAUUUGUUUUUUUUUAUUCUUCAUUCAUGUUAUUUGCGGUGAACAAUUAUUAAUUUGUUGUUUGUACAAUUAUCAUUAUUUCAGUCCAAAUACAAACCAUAUAAAUUCUUGAA
Helobdella robusta is the source of this 1733-nucleotide messenger RNA. RefSeq lists its product as hypothetical. Bases 1 to 1365 code for a protein of 454 amino acids. The record is from RefSeq and is a predicted model, not a curated record. Gene Ontology annotation, biological process: inositol phosphate biosynthetic process. Lineage: Eukaryota; Metazoa; Annelida; Clitellata; Rhynchobdellida; Glossiphoniidae. Gene Ontology annotation, molecular function: ATP binding; inositol-1,3,4,5,6-pentakisphosphate 2-kinase activity. The transcript has 8 exons. Gene Ontology annotation, cellular component: nucleus.